UGCGUGGUACGUUGGUAACCACACCAACUUUAAAACAGGAAACAUCUGAAUCAAGAAGAGGAAAAGACGAUGCAAAAGCAGCAGCUUUCAUCUCCAGUAGUGAGAUCAUGAAAUGUGGCUGGCUGGCCAACGUCAUGGGAGCCAAAAUAUCAAAGGAUUGUAGGCUGAUAUCAUCAUAUCAUGGCAAAACUUUGGAAGAGCAGACGCUUCCACAGAGAAGGACUUUCGGAUUCCUAACAAAAUGCAAAUAA
Messenger RNA from Dovyalis caffra, 251 nucleotides. The record is from the annotation of a GenBank genome assembly. NCBI's taxonomy places the organism in Eukaryota, Viridiplantae, Streptophyta, Magnoliopsida, Malpighiales, Salicaceae.